This is a messenger RNA of Scleropages formosus (Asian bonytongue), 3413 nucleotides long. RefSeq names its product proteasome 26S subunit, non-ATPase 11b (gene psmd11b). The record is from RefSeq and is a predicted model, not a curated record. The transcript has 13 exons. Bases 18 to 1283 code for a protein of 421 amino acids. Gene Ontology annotation, molecular function: protein binding. NCBI's taxonomy places the organism in Eukaryota, Metazoa, Chordata, Actinopteri, Osteoglossiformes, Osteoglossidae.
GUGUGAGAGUGAGUAAGAUGGCGGCAGCGUCCGUCGAGUUCCAGAGGGCUCAGUCUCUCCUCAGCACCGACCGCAAUGCGUCCAUCGAUAUUUUACACUCGAUAGUGAAGAGGGACUUUGAGGAAGAUGAUGAGGAGGCGCUGCGGGUCAAGGAGCAGAGCAUCCUGGAGCUGGGCGCCCUGCUGGCUGCGACGGGGCAGGCGGCCGAGCUGGGGGGUCUGCUGAAGUACGUGAGGCCAUUUCUGAUGUCCAUCAGCAAGGCGAAGGCGGCGCGCCUCGUGCGCUCUCUGCUUGACCUCUUCCUGGACAUGGAGGCGGCCACGGGGCAGGAGGUGGACCUCUGUCUCGAGUGCAUCGAGUGGGCCAAGUCCGAGAAGAGGACCUUCUUACGACAGGCGCUCGAGGCCCGUCUGGUUUCCUUGUACUUUGACACAAAGAGGUACCAGGAGGCGCUGCUGCUCGGGUCUCAGCUGCUCCAAGAGCUGAAGAAAAUGGAUGACAAGGCCCUGCUGGUGGAAGUUCAGCUGUUGGAGAGCAAAACAUACCACGCCCUCAGCAACCUGCCCAAGGCCCGCGCUGCGCUCACCUCCGCCAGGACCACCGCCAACGCCAUCUACUGCCCCCCCAAACUGCAGGCUGCGCUGGACAUGCAGUCAGGGAUCAUUCAUGCGGCCGAGGAAAAGGACUGGAAGACGGCGUACUCCUACUUCUAUGAGGCGUUUGAGGGCUACGACUCCAUCGAUAGCCCCCGGGCCAUCACUGCGCUCAAAUACAUGCUCCUUUGCAAGAUCAUGCUCAACUUUCCAGAGGAUGUGCAGGCUCUGAUCAGCGGGAAACUGGCCCUCCGCUACGCAGGCAGACAGACAGACGCACUGAAAUGUGUGGCACACGCCAGUAAGAACAGGUCGCUGGCAGACUUCGAAAAGGCUUUGUCGGAGUACAGGGCAGAGCUGCGUGAAGACCCCAUCAUCAGCACCCACCUGACGAAGCUUUAUGACAACUUGCUGGAGAAGAACCUCAUCCGUGUGAUUGAGCCCUUCUCCAGAGUGCAGAUAGAACACGUAUCAGCUCUCAUCAAACUGCCCAAGGGGGACGUCGAGAGGAAAUUGUCACAGAUGAUUUUGGACAAGAAAUUUCAUGGCAUCCUGGACCAGGGCGAAGGUGUCCUCAUCAUAUUUGAUGAGCCGCCAGUAGACAAAACCUAUGAAGCAGCUCUCGAAACGAUUCAGAACAUGAGCAAAGUGGUGGAUUCGCUUUACAACAAAGCAAAGAAACUGACAUAGGAGUGAAGAUGUCGGCGUGAGCCUGGACCAUCUUCUCCACCGCAUUCAGGAUGGCAGAGAGCGGAAGGUGUCCGUGUGCGCAUCGUCUCGGGGGGGUCGGUGGGGGUCAAAAUUUGGGGGUAAAAAUUCCACAAAGUGCAGCAGGACUCCAAGUUUCCUUCAAAAAAAAUUUUUUUUUUUUUUAAAACUUUCCCUUCAGUGAACAAAGAGCUUUUCAUCUGUCUUGUCACUUUUUAAGGUGUCUGUCUCCUUUGGGACUCUCUCAAACAGCUCAGUGGCCCAUCAGGGAAUAUUAUACAGAACGGUAAAACACGUUAAAAAAAAACCUGUAUAGAAUAAAUAUUUGCACAUAUAAUCGCAGCUCCCACAGAACACAUGGCUUCGCCUGGCAGAGCUGCAAGGUCUCCUGUUGGUUUGACCACAGUUGGCAUUAUGUCUGCUUCUUCUCUCGUUGAGAAGCACAGCAACCGCUCAAGAGAUCAUUGCGUUUUUUUUCUUCUAAUGUGGCCCGAAUAACAUGGUAAAUAUCUGUGACCACUUCCACAGAAUAUCGCCAAGCAUCCACCUGUCCCUCGUCUCUCCAGUUUAUUUUUUCAUCGACCAGUUCCACUCUGCGCUGCAGUAACAGGAGCCGAUGGAGCGCAGGGACAGAAGUGCACUUUGUUCUCGAUGUUCGAUAGACUCCUCUGCGUUUUCCUCUCCCUGGGGUUCUGCACAGGUUUACUGUAUGAACUGUAUGUCGCCAUGUGCUGUGGCUGUGUACAACAUGACUCUGUGUGUUGAUGCUGGGUUACAGAGACUUACUGUAUUUGUAGUUCACACACAGAAUGCAGUCAGCACAGACUCGUGUUUAACUUAAGGAAGCAGUUCUGAGAUCAGUUCUCUGUGAGCCUUGUAGAAAUGUGUGUUUGUGUGGCUCAACACUGGAAUGUGCUUUUUUUUUUUUUUAAUAGGGAGGAGUGUUCGUUAGAUUGGGAUGGACAGAGAGAGGGAGGCAAGUGGACGGGUGGGUGGAUGGACAGACGGCUGAUGGUGAAGCCCUUUCCCCAGCCGGGGGACACAUGCAUACUGUUGCUGGGCUCGUUGGUGCUGGACGCUUGGCCUCGGUCCUGCUAGAACUCGGAACGUUUACAAAGCCUGUGUUUUGUGGUCUUUCUGCGCUGCUUCGUUUUUAGUGUCAGUUGGAAUUAUAAUUUUCCUCCACAAAGAGGUGGAGUUUGCUGAAGUCUUCCUGGGUGGCGCUGCACUUGCCAAUCUUCGCCAUCUGUCUCUGUGGGCGGCAAAUUUGCUCGGCACACGUCUCCCUCCACUUUGGGAGCAUUGCGUUGGCAGGUAGGACGAGUGGACAUUGUUGGAUCUUUUUGGUAUGACAAACACGUGUCCAAGACUGCUCUGUCAGGAGGGUCUUUAGAGGAAUUGCUGCUUCUGUCUCUUCUGUCCUGGAUACACCAAUAUACCAUGAAAUAUACCAUGAAAUACACCUGUCAACGCUAAAAGAUUCACCAGAGUUGGUGUAAAAUUCACCCAAAAUUGCAGUGCAGAAUAAGCAACAAGGUCAUGGGGUCCGUGGCCCAGUGUUCCUGUAGAGAAGAACCUUUGUGUUCCGAGCCGUUGUGCCGAUGCACAUAUAAUACAUACCAUAUUUACCACGCUCUUCAUUGUUUUUGAUAAAUGACACUGGCUUGAUCAGUAGAUUUAAGUUAAAAUUGUGUCAUUGUUGAAUGUUUGGAUUGUACUUUACAGAGGGUCGCUCUACUGCAAAAACAUGAGAAUGAGGUUUGAAACCCAUGUGGUGUUUGGGGAACAAGGAGACACUGAAUUCUGUUCUUACCAUAGUACUUUUUUCAGCAGGACCAUUACUGGAGUGGGGCCACUUUUUAAAGAUUUUUGUUUUUUGUGCGUAUUUAACAAAAGUGUUCUGUGAACAAAUGGCCUCAGAUCUGCCAUCUUUAUAGUCCUUUUCCCAGAGUUCAGAGCCACUGCUGAGCACUUUGGUUUUUAAAACACUAUGUUUGUAUUAUAGCCCUCCCAACACCCCCGUCCCCCUGCCGCCCCCCCAAACCCAGAACAAAGGAAGUCCGGUUGCCUGUAUGGGUGUGUCGAUGCCAUCAAUAUCAAACGUACAAACGG